This is a messenger RNA of Culex pipiens pallens (northern house mosquito), 5120 nucleotides long. It is a transcript of the gene Sec8, whose product is annotated as exocyst complex component 4. The transcript is spliced from 13 exons. The record is from RefSeq and is a predicted model, not a curated record. The coding region runs from base 109 to 4566 and encodes 1485 amino acids. Gene Ontology annotation, cellular component: synapse; growth cone membrane; microtubule. Gene Ontology annotation, biological process: Golgi to plasma membrane transport; exocytosis; microtubule-based process. NCBI's taxonomy places the organism in Eukaryota, Metazoa, Arthropoda, Insecta, Diptera, Culicidae. Gene Ontology annotation, molecular function: GTP binding; structural constituent of cytoskeleton.
CUGAUUGGAUCUUUACAGUGAAGCGGACGCAAAAUUACCGUUUUUGAAUCCCUCAAAAUUUCAAGUUUCUCGAAAAACGUGCAAAAAACGUGAAAACUUUUUCUGAAAAUGAGUUCCUACUGCAACCGCGAAACCAUUUCGAUCCACAUCGGCCAGGCCGGAAUCCAGCUCGGAAACGCCACCUGGGAGCUGUACUGCUUGGAGCAUGGAAUUGACCGGGAUGGCAAGAUGGCGGAGUCGGCCAACGAGCCGGACAACGUGGCCACCGCCGACGGGAACAGCUUCUGUGGGACGUUCUUCAAGCGGUCCGAGUCGGACCGGUACGUUCCGCGGGCGAUCCUGGUGGACACCGAGCCGACCGUGGUGGACCAGGUGCGAACAGGAGCCUAUCGGGAGUUGUUCCAUCCGGAUAGCUUGAUUACGGGGCAGGAAGAUUCGGCGAAUAACUUUGCGCGGGGUCACUUUCACAUCGGGAAGCAGCUGAUUGAGGGCACGAUGGACGUGAUUCGGAGGACGGCGGAAGAGUCCAAUAGUUUGCAGGGGUUCUUCACGUUCCACUCGUUUGGAGGUGGAACUGGGUCCGGGUUUUCGUCGCUGUUGGCCCAGAAGCUGGCGGACAGUUUUGGCAAGAAAAGUAAGCUGGAGGUGGCUAUUUAUCCGUCGCCGCACAUUUGUACUAGCGUGGUGGAACCGUACAACUCGGUGCUGACGACGCACGCCUCGAUGGACAACGCGGACUGCACGUUCCUGGUGGACAAUCAGGCCAUUUACGACAUUUGUCACAACAAGCUGCGCGUGGAUCGGCCGUUGUACGCGAACCUGAACCGGUUGAUUAGUCAGGUCGUGUCGAGUAUAACGGCGUCGUUACGGUUUGGAGGAGCGCUGAACGUGGACAUGAACGAGUUCCAGACGAACCUGGUCCCCUAUCCGAGAAUUCAUUUCCCGUUGGCGUCGUUUUCACCGGUGGUGUCCGUCGAGAAGGCAAACCAUGCAACUCUCACCAUCUCCGACCUGACCUCGCAGCUGUUCGAGCCGGACAACCAGAUGGUCAAGUGCGACCUCCGGUCGGGCAAGUACAUGGCGUGCUGUUUGCUGUACCGCGGCGACAUAGUGCCAAAGGAUGUCAACGCGGCGAUUGCGGCCAUCAAGAAUCGCCGCACGGUGCAGUUUGUGGACUGGUGCCCGACGGGGUUCAAGGUCGGCAUCAAUCCCAAGUGUCCGGUGAUGGUGCCGGGCGGGGAUUUGGCGCCGAUUCACCGCGGGGUGUCGAUGCUGGCGUCCAACACGGCCAUUGCCGAGGCGUGGCGCAAGCUGGACCAUAAGUUUGACAUGAUGUACGCGAAGCGAGCGUUUGUGCACUGGUUCGUGAACGAGGGCAUGGAGGAGGCCAUGUUUGCGGAGGCGCGGGAAAAUUUGGCCGCGCUGGAGAUGGACUAUCAGGAGGCGGCCAGCGAGAUGGAGGAGGAUCUGCCGAAAUUUUUUCCUUCAUACAUGGAUUCUCCGCCCGUGAAACCUCCGAGGGCCGUCAAAUACGGCAAAGAAACGAGUGGCUGCGGGCUGCUGGUUUCGGUCAUCAAAACCCUCGAUGCGAGCGAAACGAACGAGCAGCGUGAGCGCGAGAAGCUCAAGAUCGAGAAGGAGUUCCGCAAGACCGACCAGCGGUUGAACGAGCUCGUGUCGCAGAACGAUGGCGACCUCACGCGGGUUAUGCAGCUGUUCGGGAAGGUUUCCACCCAGAUCACCGGCUCGCGCGAGAGGAUCCACGUGGUCAAGGAGAACCUGCAGACGUGCAAGCAGUUGCUGCGCUGUCGGCGGGAGGAACUCAAAAAGCUGUACACGGACGCCGUCCAGCACAAGUACGUGCUGGAGAUGCUCGAUCAGGUGAACGAACUGCGCAAAACUCCCCAACAGCUGGCGUCCUUCAUGGCCAAGAAGCACUACCUGCACGCGACGAAGCUGCUGAUGUCGUCGAUCGAGACCACCGAGGGUCCGCUGAAGGACGUGGAAGGACUGAACGACCUGCGGCAGGACUUCCAGAACAAGCGGCAACAGCUGUACAGCAAGCUGCUGGAUGAGCUGAACAAACAUCUGUACGUCUCGAGCACCGGCGAUGUGCUGCAGAGCUUCCAACGGCAGGGCUCGGGCCGGAACAGUCAGCACGUGGCCGGUGCCUCACCGUUUCAGCGGAACGUGCUGCGACGUUCGGCGGAGCGGAUGGAGGCCAACACGAAAGCCCGGAAGGCGUUGUUCGAAAUCGCACAGAAUGGCUACCUCGACGUUGACAAGAGUGAAAUCAUCGAAGACACAGACCUGCUCGAUCCGGAUGUCAAUUCUACCUACUUCAUAGGAAUCAUUAUUGAGUGCUUUGCAUUGCUGAAUAAAGUGCCUGAAUCCAUAGAGUCUAUAAGAGUACAAAUGCAAAGCGAACUGCUGACGAUCGUCACCAAGUCCACGCAUCACAUCAUCACGCUGAACCAGCAGCAGCACCAUCAGAACCCGUACCAACAGCAGUACGGCCCGUCGAACAACUCCGAAGAGCUUCCUGAGCGCAACAUUCCCAUCCUCGAGCUGCUGGAUCUGGUGUUCCGGCAGCUCAAGCUGAUCGCGACCGCCCAUCAGCUGACGCUGAAGAACUACCACAACGUGAUCCACCGGUACAGUCUAUCGCAGACAAAGGCGUACGAUCUGAUCGAGUACUGGGGCCAAGCGCAAGCGGUCCUUAAGCUCGUACUCACCGACUAUCUGGACAUCCAGAACGACAGCAGCGACGAGCUGAUGCGGGCGCAGUUCACCGAACAGGCCACCAACAUCAACACGUUCUUCAGCCGGCGGAAGGUGCAGGGCAAGAAGCUGAUGUUCAAGUUUGACAAGUCUUCGCACACGAGCCUGCUGGAGCCGGACACGAGCGCGAAGGAACACCGCCGGAAUCCGUCGAACGUGUCGAACAGUACGGCGAAGGAGGACGCGCUGAACGCGUCCGGCGGUAACGGGCAGAACUUGCUCAACUCGAGCUUUAGCAAGCAGACGGCGCCGGGGUUGGGUCCGGAUCGGAAGAAGCAGGAGCGUCAGCUGGUUUGUACGCCGGAUGCCGCACUGGUGCGACAGAUCUACCUUCCGAUGAUGGGCUACGUCCACGAGAUCGAGGGAUUCAUGAAGUGCAAAUCGGGUCAACUGUGCAGUUUGAACACCUUCCUGGCAAACUACGUCAAGGACGCGUACCUGGCGCGAGGCCACAACCGGAACCUGCAGCUGACGAUCGAGUCGCUGUCCAAAACGCAGGACGCGUGGCGUUCGAUCAUCACGCCCGAGGAGAUGAAGCGGCUGGGGUUGACGCGACCGCUGCUCCAGAACACCGUGCUCGUCGAGAGUCGCAUCUCGGAAACCAAAAAGCUCAUACUCGACCUGCCCACGUACUCGGAUGAACUGCUCAAGAUGGUGUGCUCGCUGCUGAAGACGUACCGGGAGACGUGCCAGGCGGCGUACCGCGGAAUUGUGCAGCCGGAAACGGAGGAUAAGCGGAUCUACAGCGUGGCCUGGCUGAAGGACGACGAUAUUACGCGAUUUCUGAAAUCCCUCCCGAACUGGACGGACCUAAAAUCCUCGAACGCUCGCCACCGGGCCCAGCAACAGUCCGGCGGCAAGCGACACAUGAAGGCGGAACCGUCCGAGGAGGAAAGCCCAACGGCCGUCCAGCAGCGGAACGUUCGCGAGGCGGAAAUGCUCACCAGUAAUUUGGGUGAGGGUGGCAUCUCGCAGCAGGAGAUCCUGUCGGACGUCGGAGUCCUGAAGGAGCUGGCCAUCUUGCAGGAAAGCAUGGAGUGGUUCGCCGGCCGGAUAACGGACUUUGCGGACGAUCUGCGGAAGCCGAUCGUGAACGGGUUGAUGGCGAGCGGUGGGAUGAACGCGUCGCCGAUCGUCGUGAAGGACGGGAUGAUCAAGGUGCUGGUCAACUUGGCGCUGGAGUUUGAGGAGUUGGCCAACACGUGCCUGCUGGUGCUGCACCUGGAAGUGCGUGUCCAGUGCUUCCACUAUCUGAAGUCCAGCCCGUCGGACAAGUUCAAGGCGAACAACCCGAACAAGAAUGACUCGCUAGAGCCGGACGCGAAGGUGCUGAAGCUGACCAAAGUGCUGUCGGAUAUGGACGAGGCGCUCAGUUCGACGCUGCAUCCGAGGAAGACCAAGUACGUGUUCGAGGGUCUGGCCCACCUGGCCUCCCGCAUCCUCAUAAUGGCCGCCAACUCGAUGGAGUUCAUCGACCACGCCGGCGUCCAGCGGAUGUGCCGCAACGCCCUAGCCCUGCAGCAAACGCUCAGCAGUAUUACCGCUUCCCGGGAGGUGGCCCUCGACUACGCGCGGUCAUUCUACGAAAUGUUCUACCUGGAACCGGAUGAAAUCCUAACCUCAAUCAUCGAAAAGGGCUCGCAGUUUACGGAGAUGCAGUAUCUGAACGCGCUGCACCUGAUCUGCAAGAACCGGGGCGUCACCGACCAGAACACGCUGGCCAUGUACCAGCAGAAGCUGAGCGACGUGCUGGGAACCAAACCCGGGAUGGGCGUCACCGUUUAAUAAUAAUAAAACGUGUUGUGUAGCGUUGAGAACGCAAACAGGCGAAAUAAAUUUGUUGCUAAAAUGUUGUUUAAGAAACUAGAAGCGCUAUUUAAAAAGAGUAGCAAACAAAAUAUCAUGCGAUAAACCAGCAGACUAACUAAUAAACUAGAAACUUAGAGAGUUUAUGCCAAACGGCCAGAAUGUUACGCGGCGGGACGAAACUAUUUGAAAAACAAUAGUUUGACAUAAUGACAAACUCGUGUUCAUCAUAACCCUUACAGUAGGAAUACCGAAGGCGCAGUGAGGAAAAAAUGUAGCAGGUAUUACGUUGAUAUUUAACACUGUAAGAUCGAAAAAAUGCCUUUUGCUUUAUCGUCGGUUGGUCUGAGGAACUAAUCGAUGAAUUUUGGUUUAAUUUUUUUGACAGGCGCCUCAUUUCGUCUUGAUUUAUUUAUUCUUUUAUUUGGAAAUAACAAUAAUGCUCGUGGUAGAUGCGAAAGCUUACCUAAUGUAAUGAUUUAUUAGGUUGCUAACCCAUGUUGAUAAUAAACAAAACAGAACAGUGAAAACAA